Messenger RNA from Diabrotica virgifera virgifera (western corn rootworm), 3273 nucleotides. RefSeq names its product facilitated trehalose transporter Tret1-like. Lineage: Eukaryota; Metazoa; Arthropoda; Insecta; Coleoptera; Chrysomelidae. The transcript is spliced from 2 exons. Gene Ontology annotation, molecular function: transmembrane transporter activity. The record is from RefSeq and is a predicted model, not a curated record. Bases 12 to 1472 code for a protein of 486 amino acids. Gene Ontology annotation, biological process: transmembrane transport. Gene Ontology annotation, cellular component: membrane.
UUGACGUCAAUAUGAAUACACGUACCUCUGAAGAAAUUAAAUAUGCACCAGUUAGUAGAAAUGGCUUCCAAGAAAUAAAUUAUAUACAUGAGAGGAAGUCUGAUACAUUAUAUGUGUAUUUUACUAUCAUUACAAUAGUUCUAACAUGGAUAGGAGGAGUAGCUACAUCCGUUUGGUCAUCUCCUGCUAUUAUGAAAAUGAAAUCAAACGAUACCAAUAUUAAUCCCCUUGGGAGACCCAUAACAACGGAAGAAAUUUCUAUGCUGCUUGGAAUACCAGGAAUAAUAGCGCUUACUGGUUUUAUUUUUUUCCCCAAAUUGGCGGACUGCAUUGGAAGAAAAAAGAGCUUACUAGUUGCAGCAUUAUUAAUGUUUUUAAGCAUAGUUGCAACAUCUUUCACUAAGGAUAUUACUUCACUAAUAGUUUUUAUAACAUUUAUAAACAUUUUCUUUUUUGGGAUUUUGGCUAUAGUUCCCGUGUACAUAACAGAAAUAUGCGAAAGUCAUAAUAGAGCUAAAUUUAGCUGCAUCAUGACACUUUGUAUUCCUCUUGGCCAACUUUAUGUGUAUAUUAUCGGACCUAUAUUCAGUUUUAGAACUUUUACUUUACUGACUGCUGCUCCGUUGAUACCUUUUAUGGUAUUGUACUCUUUUGCAACAGAAAGCCCAGUAUUUUUACUUUCAAAGGGUAGGAGAGAAGAAUGCUUAAAUGCUCUGACCAAAUUAAGGGGUAAUAAAUCUGAAAAGGAGUUAGAGCUAGAUUUAAUUCAAAUGAGAGAAAGUUUGUCGUCGUCUAAACAAUGUAAAAGUGUCAGAACAUUAUCCUUAUUGAGGACUAAACGGACCAGAGUAGGAAUAAUGUUAGGAUUUUUACCUAUCACUGUACAAUAUUUUUGUGGGGCCGCGGUAUUUAUGCCAUUAAUGGCCCCGAUUCUUGACGAAUCUGGUUCAAAUCUAUCUGGAAAUACGUUAGCGAUGAUUGUAGGAGCAGUCAAAGUAACAAGCUUCGGAUUUACUUCUAUCAUAGUAGAAAGAGUGGGAAAGAAGAAAUUGUUGGUUAUAUCAUCUGCAGCAACAGCGAUACCAAUAACACUCUUAGGUGUCUUCUUUUAUUUAAAAAGUAUUGGUUCGCCAUUAGUUCUGCAAAAUCGGUGGGUACCUCUUGUAUCUGUUGUAGCCUUUUUCAUAUUUUAUUCCAUUGGGCUUGGUUCAAUUCCUCUUGGUCUUAUUGGAGAGUUAUUUACCCUUGAUUGUAGAGCUACUGCCACAGGUUUAAUUAUGACUAUAGUGAACUUACUGUGCAUUAUUUACACUGCAUCAUAUCCCUUGUUAGCCGAAGCUAUUGGAAGUCACAGUUGUAUGUGGAUCUUUGGAUUUACUUGUUGCUUAGGAGCAAUUUUGAUUAAGUUUGUUUAUCCAGAAACAACUGGCAAAAGUAUUACAGAGAUUCAACAGAUUUUAAUUAGAUAUUAGUAAGACAAUAAGAUAUUAUACAGGGUGUCCAGAAACUCUACCGACAAACGAAGACAGGAGAUUUCUCAGAUAAUUUUAAGACAAUUUAACCAAACUCACCUAGUCUGAAAAUGCUUCUUAAGGGAGCUAGAGCUCUUUGAAAAUGGCGUCAUGAAAUUAGUUUUUCUUAAAUACCUCCAGAACGCUUCUAUUUAGAAAAACGAAAAUUGGUAUGCAUAUUUACUUUUCAGAGAUGAAUCGAUUUCAUCCAUUUCAAAUUUCUAGUACCGGUCAUAGGCGUGAGUUUUGGGUAGAGCAACGGGUAUUUUAUCGCAUAACUUCUUUGUCCUUAACUUUUAUUCAUUUUUGACACCGAAUUAUUAAAUUGUGAGAUAUUCUAGUACUAAAAGGUACUCUUGAUUUAAGUCGGUAGGACACACCGUUUUCUAGAAAAAUCGAUUUGAAAGUUUCUCGUUUUUGGAAUUUGAAAAAAAAAUUUAAAGAACUUUUCAACAAAAACGAAGUAUUUUACCAACAUAAAGUAAGAGUAACUUUAAGUACUCGAAUGCCUCAUAAUUUAAUAAUCUAAUGUCAAAAAUGCUCAAAAAUUCAAGACAAAAAAGUUAUGCUAUAAAAUAACUGUUGACCUACCCAAAACGGACGCUUAUGACCAGUACUAGAAAUUCGCAAUUAAUGAAAUAGAUUUAUCUCUGGAAUAUAAAUAAAUGCACCAGUUUUCGUCUUCCUAAACAGUUUUUUUUUUUGAAUUUUUUUUUAAUUCAAAAAGCGUAAAGUUUUCAAAUCGAUUUUUCUAGAAAACGGUGUGUCCUACCGAUUUAAAACAAGAGUACCUUUUACUACUAAAAUACAUCCCAAUUUAAUAAUCCAGUAUCAGAAAUGCAUAAAAGUUAAAGAUAAAAAAGUUAUGCCCUACCCAAAUCGGACGCCUAUGAUCGGUACUAGAAAUUUGCAAUGGAUGGAUUAGAUUUAUAUUUUGAAGAUAAAUACGCGUACCAACUUUUGUUUUCUAAAUAGAAGCGUUCUGGAGGUAUUUAAGAAAAACUAAUUACAAGACGCCAUGUUCAAAGAGCUCUAGCUCCCUUAGGAAGCAUUUUCGGACCAAGUGAAUUGGGUUAAAUUAUCUUAAAAUUGUCUGAAGAAUCUCCUGUGUUCGUUUGUCGGUAGAGUUUCUGGACACCCUGUAUAUACACAUAAAACAAUCAAACCAUUCUAAUCUCUAGUCAUUUGAUAUUUCUCUAACUGAUUGUUGCCUUCAUCAGAAGUGCACUGCAAUUUUUGAAUUAACUAAAUAAGCAACUUAAGAGUAAAAUUACAUAAAUAUGUACGUACAGAAGUGGAACUGUUCGCAAAGAAAUAUAUGAAAAACAUUAACAUUACAUCUUUUACAACUAGAUUAUCAAUUUUUUAAAUAGGUCACUCGGGGGAACCAUAGGGUUCAAAGCAAAAUUUUGUACAAAAUCAGUAUUUGUAAAGGAUUCUAUUUAAUAAAAAAUUCUGCAUCGAAUAUUAUUUGACAUACGUUGAAUUGUUUCUAGAUGAAGGUGUAAUCAAUAAUGAAAUAUGGUUUAAAGUAAGUGAAAUAUUUUCAGGUUGAGUCCAUAAGGUUCCAAGCGACAAAUACGUCAGAAAUAAACUAAAGAGUUUGUUGAUUCGUCAUGUAUCUAAUAACAGAAAAGAUAAGUUUAAUCAGGCACAUUUUUCCAUACUGUAUAAGUAUUUAUUUUUUCAUUUCAAGUUCUGGUUUUUAAAACUUAAUUUAGGAAAAUAUGUUUUUGAUUUUUGUUAUGAUUUUGGAUUUAAC